CCCUACUACAACUCAAUGGGCAAAGCGAUCCUGAAAGACCUGUGUUUCUGAUUAUCAUCCCUCCAUUUGGUCCUUUUACUCCUUGCUUAACCUACCUCGAAUUGCUCCUGUUUACCUCCUCUCUCCGAACAAACUGUAUGCAUGCCUGACUUCAAGAUCUCCGCUUCUUUAGAAGGCCACGGCGAUGAUGUCCGUGCCGUGGCCUACUUGAAUCCCAAUGUGGUGUGCUCAGCCUCUCGAGAUGCGACCGUGCGUUUGUGGAAAGUUGUCUCUACCCCGCCUCCGACAUACGACUACAACAUCACCUCCCACGGCUCGGGCUUCGUCAACACCGUGGCAUAUUACCCACCCACAUCCGACUUUCCAGAGGGCCUCGUGAUCUCCGGGGGACAGGAUACGAUUAUCGAAGCGAAACAACCGGGCAAGACGGCGGGCGAUAAUGCGGACGCAAUGCUGCUGGGCCACGCGGGCAACGUCUGCGCCUUAGAUGUGUCACCGGAGGGUGGGUGGAUCGUAAGUGGGAGCUGGGAUUCUUCCGCGAGAUUGUGGGAGGUAGGCAAAUGGGAAUGCAGGACCGUCUUGGAAGGCCACGAAGGGAGUGUCUGGGCGGUCCUCGCCUAUGACAAAGAUACCAUCAUCACCGGCUGCGCGGAUAAGAUUAUUCGGAUAUUCAAUACGUCGGGGAAACUGUUGGGGAGUAUCAAGGACUCGAAGGAUGUGGUCCGAGCCCUGUGCAAGCUGCCCGAGUCUCAUCCCUCGGGAGCACAAUUCGCCUCUGCCAGCAACGACGGGAUAAUUCGACUCUUUACCCUCAAGGGAGACCUCGUUGCCGAGUUACAUGGUCACGAAAGCUUCGUGUACUCCAUUGCCGUUCUGCCGUCGGGCGAGUUGGUGAGCUCAGGAGAAGACCGGACAGUGAGAGUCUGGAAUGGCACACAGUGUGUGCAGACGAUCACGCACCCAGCUAUUUCAGUCUGGAGCGUCGACGCGUGCAAAGACAAUGGCGAUAUUGUGACCGGAGCAAGCGACCGUAUUACUCGAAUUUUCACCAGAAGCGAGGAGCGAGUUGCCAGCCCAGAGGUCGUUCAGCAGUUUGAGCAGACGGUGAGAGAAUCGGCAAUACCCGAGCAGCAGGUCGGGAAGGUGAAUAAAGAACAGCUUCCCGGCCCAGAUUUCCUCAAGCAAAAGUCAGGCACCAAGGACGGACAAGUGCAGAUGAUACGCGAGGACAACGGUAGCAUCACCGCUCACACGUGGUCGGCAGCAUCGCAAGAGUGGAUCCCAGUGGGCACCGUGGUUGACUCCGCGGCCAGCAGCGGGAAGAAGACCGAGUAUCACGGACAGGACUACGACUAUGUAUUCGACGUCGACGUGGAGGACGGAAAGCCACCUCUCAAACUCCCCUUCAACGUCUCGCAGAACCCGUACGAAGCGGCGACGAAAUUCAUCCAGGACAACGAGCUCCCGAUGAGUUACCUCGACCAGGUCGCACAAUUCAUCGUCCAAAACACACAGGGGGCCACUCUGGGCCAACCCACUCAAGAAACCGCGCCGGGUGCGGACCCUUGGGGCCAGGAGAGACGCUACCGCCCAGGCGAGGCAUCCGAGCCACCAUCGGUCCCCGAAUCCCGCCCCACGGUCCUCCCGCAGAAGACAUACCUAUCCAUCAAGGGCGCCAACCUCAAGGUGAUCGCUAAGAAGAUCCAAGAAAUCAACGACCAUCUUGCCUCGUCCGGAUCGAAGGAUGUGUCCUUGAGUCCCCCCGAAGUUGAGACGGUGGUCGCUCUGUGCGGGCAACUAGAGAAACCAGAGAGUCUCACCAAGUCGCCCGCGGUGGAAAGCGGGCUUGAAUUACUUUUCAAGAUUGCGACGACAUGGCCACCCGCAAACAAGCUACCCGGCUUAGACCUGCUGCGUCUCCUCGCGGCAGCGACUCCGGUGACCGCAACAGCAGAUUACGACGGCAAGGAUCUCAUCUCCGGGAUCCAAGCCAGCGGCGUGUUCGAGUCGCCGCUGAACGUGAACAACGCCAUGCUGUCGGUGCGAAUGCUCGCCAAUCUAUUCGAGACGGAUGCAGGCCGUCGUCUCGCGGUCAGCAAGCUCGAGCAGAUCAUGCCAGCAGUGAAGUCCGCACUAGCCGACAGCGGAGCGACGCCCAACCGCAACCUGACCAUCGCCGUCGCAACCCUCUACAUCAACUACGCCGUCUACUUCACCACCGAGGGCCGAGCCUCAGACCCAGAGUCCUCAGAAAUGGGCCUCCAUCUCCUCGCCGAGCUAGUCCAGAUGAUCGCCGGCGAGAAGGACUCGGAAGCAGUCUACCGCAGUCUCGUGGCGCUGGGGACCCUGAUCACAGCGCUAGGCGAAGAAAUCAAGAGCGCGGCGCGGCAGGUGUACGACGUGCGGAACGUCCUGGACAGUGUUGCUACGUCUGGGAUUGGCAAGGAGCCGCGGGUGAAGGGCAUUAUCAACGAGAUCAGAGAGUCAAUGUAG
Messenger RNA from Aspergillus campestris IBT 28561, 2493 nucleotides. RefSeq names its product WD repeat PLAP family protein. The coding region runs from base 142 to 2493 and encodes 783 amino acids. The record is from RefSeq and is a predicted model, not a curated record. Gene Ontology annotation, biological process: proteasome-mediated ubiquitin-dependent protein catabolic process; ubiquitin recycling. The transcript has 3 exons. Gene Ontology annotation, molecular function: ubiquitin binding. Gene Ontology annotation, cellular component: nucleus; cytoplasm. NCBI's taxonomy places the organism in Eukaryota, Fungi, Ascomycota, Eurotiomycetes, Eurotiales, Aspergillaceae.